UCUUCUGUAAACACAACCACGUGCAUAAUGAAAUAAUGAUUAUGAUUCGUAUAAUAUUCCUCACGUCAAGUAACAAUACUGAACGCCGAACGGAGGACUCUCGAUAAAUAGUGACRUACACUAUACACAAUAUUUGAAUGUUUAUCGUAUUUUGGUGAACACCGAUUGCUGCCACUACCCCGCCAGUAUUAAUUAUUAAAAUUAAUUUCCGUCGAUUUUGUCACCAAAAAUCAUGUUACGCCGGCAAGCUCGACUCCGGCGCGAGUACCUGUACCGGAAGAGUUUGGAAACCCGUCAGAAGGUGAUCCAGGACAAGAAGGAACGGUUGAAACACUGUCUGGACGAGAACGUUCCAAUUCAUUAUGACUUGCGCGCAGAGGCAUUGCAUUUGCAAGAAAAACUAGAAUGGGACGACGGGGCACCAGGGCUGUCGGCCAUCGGCGGUGGCGAGGAGGGCGGUGCGGGCACUUCGCACGAGGACGAUGAGUACCGUUGGGCCGGUGUCGAAGACCCGAAAAUCAUGAUCACCACGUCGCAUGACCCGUCGGCCAGGCUGAAAAAGUUCGUCAAGGAGCUCAGGCUGAUAUUUCCAAAUGCCCAGCGAAUGAAUCGUGGUAACUAUGAGAUCAAGCAAUUGGUCCAAGCCUGUCGGGCAAACGAGGUUACCGAUUUCAUUGUUGUGCACGAGCACAGAGGUGUCCCGGACACAUUGAUCGUUUGUCAUAUGCCAUAUGGCCCAACGGCAUAUUUCAACUUAACAGAUGUGGUCAUGAGGCACGACGUGCCUGAUAUUGGUACAAUGUCUGAACAGUAUCCACAUUUGAUUUUCCACAAUUUUGAAACCCCGCUCGGUAAAAGAACAAUGAACAUUUUAAAGUAUUUGUACCCGGUUCCUAAAGAAGACAGCAAGAGAGUCAUUUCUUUUGCCAACCAUGAUGACUAUAUAUCGUUUAGACACCAUACUUACAAGACAGUGGAUGGUAACAAAAUUGAAAUGAGUGAAGUUGGUCCUCGUUUUCAAUUGAAACUUUACCAAAUAAAAUUAGGAACCUUAGAAUCAGCUGAUUCCGCAGAUACAGAAUGGAUGUUAAGACCUUAUAUGAACACUGCAUCCAAGCGAAGAUUCCUAUCAUUAAAUGAUGGAUGGGCUCAAGAUGACACGAUUUUUUCUUAAACAGUGAUUGUUCGAUUGUAAAUAAAAAAAUUAACCUAAAUAGUUGUAUUUUUAUUUAAUGAUGCGAUAAAUUCCAAUACUAAACUUUUCAUCAUGUGUAUUAGAACUGUAAGAAAAGUUCAACUUGUAUUUUAAAAAUAAUAGUACCACUAAAAUCAUUGGAGAACAAAAAUGUAUUGCAAAACA
Messenger RNA from Diuraphis noxia (Russian wheat aphid), 1360 nucleotides. RefSeq names its product U3 small nucleolar ribonucleoprotein IMP4. The record is from RefSeq and is a predicted model, not a curated record. Gene Ontology annotation, molecular function: snoRNA binding; rRNA primary transcript binding. Lineage: Eukaryota; Metazoa; Arthropoda; Insecta; Hemiptera; Aphididae. Gene Ontology annotation, biological process: rRNA processing. Gene Ontology annotation, cellular component: Mpp10 complex; small-subunit processome; nucleolus.